AUGGAUCCGCAUAGUCCAAUUGUCCUCGAUCAAGGUACAGGUUUCGUUAAAAUUGGUAGAGCUGGGGAGAACUUCCCAGAUUAUACCUUCCCAUCCAUUGUAGGUAGACCUAUCCUUAGAGCAGAAGAACGAGCCAACAUUACCACUCCGUUAAGGGAUAUUAUGAUUGGUGAUGAAGCCAGUGAUGUUCGUUCAUACUUACAAAUUUCAUAUCCCAUGGAAAAUGGUAUCAUUAAAAAUUGGACAGAUAUGGAAUUACUUUGGGAUUACGCAUUCUUCAAUCAAAUGAAAUUAAAUAAUACUUCUGGUGGGAAAAUCUUAUUGACUGAACCACCAAUGAAUCCAUUAAAAAAUAGAGAGAAAAUGUGUGAAGUUAUGUUUGAAAAAUAUGACUUCGGUGGAGUUUAUGUAGCCAUUCAGGCUGUCUUAGCAUUGUACGCUCAAGGUUUAUCAUCAGGUGUUGUGGUGGACUCAGGGGAUGGUGUUACACAUAUUGUUCCAGUCUAUGAAUCUGUCGUUUUAAACCAUUUGACAAGAAGAUUAGACGUUGCCGGGAGAGAUGUAACGAGACAUUUAAUCGAUCUUUUAUCUCGUCGUGGUUACGCGUUUAAUAGAACAGCUGAUUUUGAGACUGUUCGUCAAAUUAAAGAAAAAUUAUGUUACGUCUCAUAUGAUUUGGAUUUAGAUACAAAAUUAGCUAGAGAAACGACAACUUUAGUGGAGAGUUAUGAAUUACCAGAUGGUAGAACUAUUAAAGUGGGACAAGAAAGAUUUGAAGCUCCAGAAUGUUUAUUCCAACCGGGUCUUGUUGAUGUGGAACAACCUGGUGUUGGUGAACUACUUUUCAAUACUAUACAAUCUGCAGAUGUGGAUGUUAGAUCUGCAUUAUAUAAAGCAAUUGUCUUAUCCGGUGGUUCAAGUAUGUAUCCAGGUUUACCUUCAAGAUUAGAAAAGGAAUUGAAACAAUUAUGGUAUACGAGAGUUUUACAUAAUGAUCCAUCAAGAUUAGAUAAAUUUAAAGUCAGAAUUGAAGAUCCACCAAGAAGAAAACAUAUGGUUUUCAUUGGUGGUGCAGUUUUGGCAAGUAUCAUGGCUGAUAAGGAUCACAUGUGGCUAUCUAAGCAAGAAUGGUAUGAAGGAGGAGCGGCCGCUAUGGCUAAAUUUGGACCAAGAUGA
Naumovozyma dairenensis CBS 421 is the source of this 1176-nucleotide messenger RNA. It is a transcript of the gene ARP2, whose product is annotated as actin-related protein 2. Gene Ontology annotation, molecular function: actin filament binding. The record is from RefSeq and is a predicted model, not a curated record. Gene Ontology annotation, biological process: Arp2/3 complex-mediated actin nucleation. Gene Ontology annotation, cellular component: Arp2/3 protein complex; actin cortical patch. Lineage: Eukaryota; Fungi; Ascomycota; Saccharomycetes; Saccharomycetales; Saccharomycetaceae. Bases 1 to 1176 code for a protein of 391 amino acids. The transcript has 2 exons.